Molecule: messenger RNA, 2130 nt
Organism: Camellia sinensis
Lineage: Eukaryota; Viridiplantae; Streptophyta; Magnoliopsida; Ericales; Theaceae
Product: cyclin-D1-1
Source: RefSeq, a predicted model, not a curated record
UAUAUCCGAACAAAUAGAUAACAAAACUUCAAACUAAAACAUCUCAUCUCAUCUCUACUCUAGAGUAGUCAUUCCGGCAUCUUCUCCGACGACUUUCCGGCGAGCUUGUUCAUCCGAGUCCACGACGAUGACGAGAACAGUAUGAAGAACAACAAUCGGCGAUGAUGUCAGUCUCGUUCUCCUCCUCCUCCGACUGCUUCUCCGACGACCUACUUUGCGGCGAGGACUCCUCCGAAAUCUUAUCGGACGACUCGCCGGAAUGCUACUACCUCGAAUCGCCGGCCGAUAUCGAAGAAUCCAUCGCCGGAUUCAUCGAAGACGAGAGGAACUACGUGCCUGGAAUCGACUAUCUCGAAAGGUUUCAAUCUCAGCCGUUGGAUGCUUCGGCUCGAGCAAGAUCUGUUGCUUGGAUUCUCAAGGUGCAAGCUUACUAUGGAUUCCAGCCGUUAACGGCGUAUCUCUCCGUCAACUACUUAGAUCGUUUCAUGUAUUCUCGCCGUCUGCCGCAAACAAACGGGUGGCCAUUGCAACUCUUAUCUGUUGCUUGCUUGUCAUUAGCCGCUAAGAUGGAGGAACUUCUGGUUCCUUCGCUUUUGGAUCUUCAGGUGGAAGGUGCAAAGUAUAUUUUUGAACCAAGGACAAUCCGGCAGAUGGAGCUUCUUGUACUUGGUGUUCUGGAUUGGAAGCUACGAUCCAUUACGCCAUUCAGUUUUGUCAGCUACUUUGCAUGCAAGCUAGAUUCAACAGGAACUUUUUCUGGGCUUCUGAAAUCAAGGGCUACACAAAUCAUCCUGUCCUAUAUCCAAGAGGCUAGUUUUCUGGAGUACUGGCCGUCAUGCAUUGCUGCUGCAGCCAUUCUUUGUGCAGCCCAUGAGAUUCCAAACUCUGCUCUUGUUAAUCCUGCACAUGCUGAAUCAUGGUGUGAAGGACUUAGUAAAGAGAAAAUCAACAGUUGCUACCAGUUAAUGCAAGAAGCCGCGGUUGAUAAUAGGCGAAGGAAGCCUCCAAAAGUCUUACCACAACUCCAAGUUAUGACUCAGGCCACAACUGGGUCAAGUGACUCGUCAUCCUCAUCCUCAACACCAUCAUCUUACAAAAGGAGGAAAUUAAAUAAUAGCUUGUGGGUAGAAGAUGACAAAGGAAGCUCUGAUUGAGGGAAAAGAAUAAGAAAGAAAAUAAUAGAAGUGGCCCAAGUUGUCUAGAAUCCUCAAUAGUUUGUGGAGGGCUUUGGUUCAUCAAUAAAAAAUUUCUUUUGCUGAUCAAAAGAAAAAAAAAAAAAAGGGGGAAAAAAACAAAUGACUUUGAGUGCUGUAGAUUAGUAUAUAAUAAUAUCUGUAUGUAGGGAGUUUUGGAGAUUUGUUAAAAAAAAAAAAUUGGCGGGCAUUGCCAUUGAUUACUGGCUUUGCUUUGCAGAUUCCCAAUGGAGGGAGAUUUGGUACAUAAUGUAUAAUUUGUGAGAAAGUGUGGUAGAGAGAGAGAGAGAGAAGAUUGUUUAAUAAUGGAGUCAUGGAGCUGUGUGAAAGAAAUGUGGGGGUUGAUUGAGGAAUUCAAAGGCAGGCAUUGAUUAUUGAAUGAAAAGGGGACCCAUAGCAGAGAAGAUUGGAAGUUAAAAGGGCAGAGAAAAUCAAUGGGUUUGGCAAAGAUAAGGCAUUGAAGUUUAAAGUUUGAGCUGUACUCAUGGGAUACAUAAGUCAAGUUUCCCAUCUAGACCACCAUCAUUGCCUCUACUCUUAAGUCCUACCUUUGAGAAAGAAUGAGAGAGAAAAGAAGAACCCUACUAAAAAUACAGAAAUUGAUACACAUAGAUUUUGUGUGCUAUUUCUGUGUACAUAACAAGACUUGGAGAAGAAUAAAAUACACUUGCGAGUGGCAUGUGUGUAUGUGUGCUUUUUUGGCGGGAAUUGCCUCUUGUCCUAACCGUGAUGGACCUUUUUCUUUUUCUUUUUCUUUUUCUUCUUCUUUUUUGAGAGUGCUCUUCGCACGUGUAAUGGUUACAUGUGUGAAAUUCUUUUUCUUUUUUUAAUGGCCUAAAUUUGGCCUAACUAUACAAAGGUCUUUGGGGCCUUGUUCUUGCGUGUUGUAUUUAGAUUCAUCAAUACAAUUUUGUAUCACAUAUUAUAUAUUAGUUCA